Messenger RNA from Seminavis robusta, 603 nucleotides. The record is from the annotation of a GenBank genome assembly. NCBI's taxonomy places the organism in Eukaryota, Bacillariophyta, Bacillariophyceae, Naviculales, Naviculaceae.
AUGGUCGUCAAAGGCAAGUUCCAAGUCCAGCUUGUGGAAGCAGUGUCGGAGCAGCCAUUCAAGGAACACUCCUUGACAGGCAAACCCGACGAGUGCUUUGCGGAAGUGGAGCCUGGGGCAGAGUACUUCAUUCGAGUCCAAUAUCUGGCUAAGGAUGAUGAUGAUUUUUUCGGUUCGGGUUCUGUCUUUGUGGCUGACCUGGAAGUCGAUGGGUGUGAUCUUGGCUACGAGCUGACAAUCGAAGAUGACACAGCCCAUCUGUGCGGAGGUUGGAAGCACGAGAAAGGUGCAUCAACUUCAACGUCCCUUAGAUUUGAGAGGCCAAGAAUCUCGACAUCAGCCGUGGCAGCUGACCAGCUCGAAGUGGCAUCGAUGCUGGGGCAAGUCGCUGUUUCCUUCUGGAAAGCCAAGCCUAAAAACAAGAAAAAGAAGAUUUCUCGUGCUACAUGUAAGAUAGAAUCUGGCAGUCUCAAUGCUCGCUCAGAAGGAAUUCCCAAAAAGGCUCUUGUACGCUCUGGACAAGGAUCGACGUACAGCACAGUCGAGGAAUCGUUGCACACUGUUGUCCACUGUUGUCCACGAGCGAGAAGAAACUGCGUUUGA